Guyanagaster necrorhizus is the source of this 1062-nucleotide messenger RNA. RefSeq lists its product as uncharacterized. The transcript is spliced from 7 exons. The record is from RefSeq and is a predicted model, not a curated record. Bases 1 to 1062 code for a protein of 353 amino acids. NCBI's taxonomy places the organism in Eukaryota, Fungi, Basidiomycota, Agaricomycetes, Agaricales, Physalacriaceae.
AUGACCUUUCUCCUUCGUUGCGGUUACACUCCCUCCUUUGACUGUACAUGUAUAUCUGACGGAGGCCUGCUGCAUAUCGUUCAUUUACAUCCACGUAAAUCACGAUGGCGCGUGCAGAAAGGACACCUGGAUCAGAUGUCGAUGGUUUUGACCGCCUUUGAAUGUCUGGAACCGGACAUUAUUAUUUCGUCUAUACCUGACAACCAAGUAUUCCCUGCCAGCCGAAGAGCGAUUGAAAAUAGCCAAGUAUUCCGUGAUAUGUUCAGCUGCUGCGACAGCCGAACAACUUGCGUCAACGAAAUAAUCAGGCUCGACGAGCGUGCCAGUAACCUGACGGUUCUCUUGAAUGUACUGCAUAAUCCGCCCGGGCUCCCCGUCCAAGUUCACAGCCAUGCAAUCCAUUAUCGCGACAACAACAGCGCUCAGUCCAACCAUCUGUUCCAGCCGCAGUACAUUCCCGGAACAGUCAUACCGUUGCCCGUUAUACCGCUGUUACUUACCCUUGCAGACAAAUAUUGUAUCGAAUCUAUCACCGAAACACUGAGCAUCCAUCUGUCAGCACAUGCGCCAACAGAUUCCCUUCGUGUGUAUGGCUAUGCCGUUGCCUUCAACCUAGGAACCGUGGCCUCGAUGGCAAGCCAGUACCUUGAUCCCAUGGCGUCCUAUGGCGCUUCCCAAGUCGCAGUCAUCCCAACAGUGGCUGCGUAUCACAGAGUCCUCGUCCUGCAGAACAUCCGGGUCCAGGCGCUGCGCCGAAUUCUUUCCGGGGAAGAAAUAUUUCCUCACGGAUACGGACUCUGUACAUCCCAUCAGCGACAGACAACGUCACUUUGGGAGGCUAGAAGGACAUAUCUUUUGGGCAGAAUUCAAUCAAAUACAGACGUUGCCGGUGAGAUGGAUAUUGUACGGCCGUUGUUUACAGAUUGCAAAACCUGCCAUAAGGCUUGUUCUGCCGCGGUUGACAUGCUCGGCUACAAAUGUAGAAGGGUCAUUCGACGUGUGGAUCAGCUCAGGGAAAUGACAGAUGGUGACCUUCUAGUCGAUGGGAUAUAUGAUCUCUAA